Molecule: messenger RNA, 5296 nt
Organism: Megalopta genalis
Lineage: Eukaryota; Metazoa; Arthropoda; Insecta; Hymenoptera; Halictidae
Cellular component (GO): extracellular region
Molecular function (GO): chitin binding
Source: RefSeq, a predicted model, not a curated record
AGAUCGUGGUGCUCGCAGUGCAUCGGCUGCUCCAUCGGCCUGACGUUCGGCGUCGAGCGACCUCCACCUCCGUGUUGUAUACUCAUGCGACGUGCAACAAAAUGCCAAUCAGCCUCCGUACACUGUGUCUCGUGACGCUGGUCUUGUGCAACAUUCACGGCAGUCUUGAACAUGAAAUUCCAAGGAGGAGCUCCCUGUCGCGGCGAGCGAUCGACGGCACCAGAGGGAGGAAGUACUUCGAUCCGGACGAAGAAGGGGUAUUGGACAGUUAUGGUUCUGCCGGCGGCCAGUACGAUUCUUCCGAGGACCCAAUGGACUUCGCGGACAUCAGGAUGAACGUGCCAGGGGAGCCAGGCAUCGAUUAUCCUGCGUACACGACGCUGCCCCAGACGGGAUUCACGUGCGAAGGACGUUCACGAGGCUACUACGCGGAUGAAAUGACCGACUGCCAGGUGUUCCACGUAUGCCACGACGAGCUGGUUUCCUCGUUUCUCUGCCCGAUCGGCUCCCUCUUCAGCCAGAAGCUGCUGACCUGCGACUGGUGGACGAAAGUGGACUGUUCCUCCAGCGGCGAGUACAUCGGAGCGAACAGGGACAGCUACCAGCUGGACGACGACGAGAUGAUCAGGAAUGCGUACGCGAUGGUGAGCCUGCAGUCGGGAACAGACGUCACUAAGGACGGCUUGGUGGACCCUGACCGAACAGGGGCCAUAGUAGACUAUGACUGGUUCGCGGGGAGACUCUUCGACUAUUACCCUUCUGGAGGGACCGGGAACGAUUUGAGAAAUACCUACGAUUAUUCUGGCACCGUGGACUACAACUCUCUUCCGGCUUACCGAACUUCCAGCAAAAAUCAGGAAACGAGUCGGAACUACCAGGAGAGGUUCUCUGGUCGCGAGAAGGUCAGGAAACCUGUGAAGGAUUCACCGAUCAUCCGAGUGCAGAACACCAAGGCUCACGAGGAGCAAAGAACGAGGGGCUACCAAGAUAGCCAUCGAAAGUCUGAGUUUGCCAAUCAGUUCCAGCCCUCUUACGCACCUACCGUGCCCACUGUCACCACCACUACUAGAAGAUUCUACUCUCCGACAGUGCCCACAACUGUCAAGCACUCUACGGUUGCCUACAACAAACUCGACCAGGCCAUAGACAGCUCGGAGUACUACUUCUCGCACAGUGGAACCAAAAGUCUCGUCACACCUUCCAUCAGAAGCUUUGCUCAAGACAGCGGGAGGAGCCCGCAGCUGGCAAGGGCCAAAGUUUACGAAGAUUCGGUUCGGUCGAUACCUCAAAGCGACGACAAUCACGGGGAGAAGUACGAGGACGAUUACGGCGAGGAGAUCGUUGAGGACGAAGGAGGCGGAAGUUCUGCUGGGAGGUUCCAGGUCAAGGUAACCGAUGAUUAUAGAGGGAACGACGAAGAAGGGGUCGACGAUAUAGAAACUAGAGGAAGCAUUGGUCUAGGCCACGCGUUGCGCCAGCCGAUCAGAGGAGUCACGGUGAAACAACACAAUCUUGUGACAGACCAAGUGAAAUCUGGGAAGGCCGCUAAAGAGCAAUCGAAGGAAGGCUAUCAGGACACUUUGGCUAGACCGAAGUCAACCGUUGCCGAUGAUGACGAACAAACCACUGAACCGUACCAAAGAGACGAUCGAAGAGACGACUUGGAACCAUCGACCAUUCCUCCUUUCGUUGAGAGUACUAUAAAAGCGACCACUGUGAACGACACUUCCCGAGAGCCUGAUAAGGAGAAAGGUGUCACGGACAGAAUUGAUAGAUCCGGAGAAUUCUUAAGCAGCAAGGAACCCAGGAACCCAACGGAGCCCACCAGCAAGUUCCAGAUAAAGGUGACCGAUCAGGCUGAGGUGUCUAGUACUCUGCUGAUCAGGGACGCGACCAUCGAUGAUCCUUCUCAUCCCGGAGCAAGAGACUACGUCAGAUCACUGUCACUUCCCAGCGAAAAGUUGGAUUACGAGGAUGUAGAAUCGUUCACGGACUCUAGGAUUCAGGGUCAUUCUUCGACUCCAGCUAGACCCUUGAUUUCUUCUUCUGGCCGGUGGUUUUCAUCGUCCGAUCGCCUGCCAACCAGGAGUCCUCAAUUCGGAAGCUCCUCAGCCUUUGGAGGAGAUGCUCGCGUGAAUGAUACCCAAGAUAAAGGCGUCGGCGAUGUCGAAAAGCUUGAGGAUAACAGAAGUUCCCCCGCGACGCAGAGAAGCUUGGAAGAUGUGGAGAAGAGACUGGGAGAAAUUGAGAACGAGCAGAAAGCGAUCGAAUCGUCGACAGUGAACCUUCUCUUCAGGUCGAUCACGCCAGCGACGUUGAAACAGAUCGAGGAAAACAUAGACAAGACCAGUUCUCCUUAUCAAGUGACGCUAACGGUGAACAAGGACAAGGACCUGGUGUCGAACGAUGACUUGAUCGGCAAGCUGGUCGCUCAACAGGGUAAAGAGGUCACUACUUUGAUCGACAAAGCGGACGAACUCGAGGUCGUGAAGUUCACAGAAACUGAGCCACCGACGACUAUUCAACCAGAAGAUAUCGCUGCGAAGAAUCUGGAUCAAUCUGUAGACUACUACCAGAUCGCCGACGGCAACUUAACGGGCGAGUACAUGGACUCGCUGAAAAAUCUCAGCACCGUCAAUCUAUUUCAGCUGAUGUACGAGCUGCUGAAGGUAAACCGUUAUCCACGACCCUUCUCCUUGGGGAACAUGAUGUUCAGUGAUCAGUCUUCGGGAGCCGAAGGGAUCGCCAAAGAUGUAAAUUCUGGUGUGCAGAAUGAGGAUUAUGGGAAGCUCGAGGAGACUUCCGCAACGGAGAAUCCUGUUCCUUUCAAAGAGAAGACCUUUGAGACUCUCGGAACGGAAAAUCCUGUUCUUUCGAAAGAGAUCUUUGAGUCUCUCAGAACGGAAAAUCCUGUUCCUUCGAAAGAGAUCUUUGAGAUUCACAGAACGGAGAAUCGUGAUCCUUCAAAAGGGAAGAUCUUCGAGACUCUCAGAACGGAAAAUCCUGUUCCUUCGAAAGAAAUCUUUGAGACUCUCAGAACAGAGAAUCGUGAUCCUUUGAAUGAGAAGAUCUUUGAGACUCCCAUAAAGGAAUACGCUAACCCCUCCAAAGAGAAGAUCUUCGAGACAUUUGGAACGGAAAAUCCUGUUCCUUCGAAAGAAAUCUUUGAGACUCUCAGAACAGAGAAUCGUGAUCCUUUGAAUGAGAAGAUCUUUGAGACUCCCAUAAAGGAAUACGCUAACCCCUCCAAAGAGAAGAUCUUCGAGACAUUUGGAACGGAAAAUCCUGUUCCUUCGAAAGAAAUCUUUGAGACUCUCAGAACAGAGAAUCGUGAUCCUUCGAAAGAGAAGUUCUUUAAGGCUCCCAUAAAGGAAUACGCUGUCCUUUCCAAAGAGAAGAUCUUCGAGUCUCCCAUAACGGAAAGAGCUAUUCCUUCAGAAGAGAAGAUCUUUGAGACUCCCGCGUCGGAAACUACUGUUUCUUUGGAAAGAAAGAUUUUUGAGACUCCCACAACGGAAAGCAGCGUUCCCUUGAAAGAGAGGAUUUUGGGGAAACUGUCGCAGAGCUUUGGCAGCCCCCGUUACAGAAACGAAUGGUACGUUGACGUGCCUUUGCCAGAGAGGGCUCUCGACUUCCAAACUGGUCUACCCUUGAAGAGGUCCGAGGUAGACGGAGAGACAAAUAACGAACGUUCAAACACGACUGACAAAUCACUGCCUAAAGCCUCGGUCACGACUACUACGCCAAAACCCACUCUGACAACGGAGUUUCCUAAGGAAAUAGUUCACACGCUGUUUGUACCGUCAAUUGGGUUCUCCUUUGAUACUAACAAAGGACGUAGCGAGUACGUGGAUGCUGUUUUGGGCGGUCUAAUCGAUCCACAAUUUGUCGAGAGUCGGCGAAAGGAGACUUUAGUGGGACUAGAUGGUGAAACAUUAUUCUCCGAGAAUGGGACCUCCGAUGGGGACGCAGAGAAAAUUAAGAGAGGGACGGUGAGCUCGGAGAAAGAGGUUACACGCUUGGAAUAGUUAUAGGGUAUCGGUGAUGAUAAAUAGAUUGCGAAUGUUCAUGCGUUUGUGGAAUUUUGGAAGUAUUUCGUCGUAGUAUUUCGUCGGGUUUAUCAUGGAAAAUGAGUUUGGUUAUUUUCUUAAGAGUUCUAUCAGAUUCCUAAUUAAGUAGACUUCCAUAAAGAGAGUUAUUAUGCACUGACAAGAGAAUAUUCUCGAGUUACACAAGUUGAUUUUGAUAAUGCCAUGUAAGAGAGAUAGUUCCUGGAAAAGUAUUCAACGCGUAUCUUUCUUCCAGCCCUAAACAUUAAGGACUACGAUUAUGUAUUUUAGAUGUUUCUGAAACUUAAGGAAUGUAGGAUAGCAAGUUUUGUUCAAAUUGUGUGUUUUUCUGUUAAGAAUUUAGCAAUUGUAAAGUGAAUAAAAGGAAACUGUUAACGUGAAUCCGAAAGUGGACAAUUUAAAAAGUUAUAAUAUGACUUUAUAUUUAAUGAUAAUACAACUAUUGUUCACACACACAAAUUGUUCUCCAUCGUAAUUUAUUGUUAUCCAAAUGUUUGUCUUAUUGACGUGACGUUAAAAUAAUAUCUUAAUAAACGUGACAUGUACAAGUAUAUUUUACAAAAAAUGUGUGCAAAGAUCGACGCAAAAAUAUGUAUUAAAUAUUUUUCUGGAAACUGUUUUGUGUUCGAAAUCGACUCGCGUAACUCGAAUAUGUUUACUCGUCAGUUUCGGACACUCUCGCGUGUAACAAACGUUUGUAAUUCGCAAUCUACUCACGCGGAUCUGAAUUUAGUUUUAGAACGAAGUCUGUGAUGUGCUUAGACACACGGGAUCGUCCAUUCUUGGUCCCGUUUCCUUUUUGUUAAGUAUGCAAGGUGAAUUGUGGGGAAAGGGGGGAUGACGAUGUUUGAAAAAAAUGUCGACGAUUGUAUUUCAUCUCAAUUGAACGAACAUAAUUCUCGGCUUAGCAAAUCUAGUAAUAAUCGUUCGUUUAUCUUCUGCGUCGUGUCUAUUGAAAACGAAACGACGAUUAACGAGAAAUGAUGAUGAAUACAAAUUUUUGUGAUAGGGUGCAUUGAAAUACAGUUGUCAGGAUUUACGAUUCGAUGCGUUUUUAAAGGCAUUACGAAAACGAUGGAUUUGCAUAGAUGUGUGCGUGUGGUUCUUGUUUAUACAUAAUGUGUGCGAGAGGGAAUGGAAAUUACAGGUGUAAUUAUGAAAUUGUACCUUAUGUAACCCCAUACACUAUGAGUUUUUUUAAAUAUAUCUAUUCGUUGUAAAAAAUA